Molecule: messenger RNA, 646 nt
Organism: Drosophila suzukii
Lineage: Eukaryota; Metazoa; Arthropoda; Insecta; Diptera; Drosophilidae
Product: cuticle protein 38-like
Source: RefSeq, a predicted model, not a curated record
AGCAAAUCAAAGAAAUAUAGCCACCAUGUUCAAAUACGCUUCUGUCAUCCUUGCCAUCAUUGCCUGCGUUGCUGCCAAGCCCGGUCUCCUGGGUGCUCCUCUGGCCUACACUGCUCCCCUGGCCUACGCUGCUCCCCUGGCCUACGCUGCCCCUGCUCCAGUCGUGACCGCCACCAGCAGCCAGGUGAUCGCCAGGAACUACAAUGGAAUCGCCGCCGCUCCAGUGAUUGCUCCCGUGGCUGCUCCAGUCGUCGCCAAAUAUGCAGCUGCUCCUCUGGCUGCUCCUUUGGCCUAUUCCUCCCCUUUGGCUUACUCUUCUCCGCUGGCCUAUAGUGCGUUUGCAGCUGCCGCUCCAGUUCUUCUGUAAGAACUUUGACUGACCGAUAAAUAUAUACAAAUUAAACGAAAUCGAAAGAACUCCAAGCGUUUUAUUGGGCAAUGGAGAUACUGCGAAGCUACCGGCAAUUUAAAUUGAAUUAGCUACUGUCAGCCAGUCGUGGCCAUAAACAACAGUAGUGACUGCCCACUCGCACUCCACUGUUUCCGGAUGCACAUCACGUAGCCAGUGGACAAGUUAUUGGGCACCGGCAGCCGUCGCUGGAUGCGUGAUAUUUAAAAGUGGCCAAAAUGGUUUGUUUUGAUGUUG